GAACGCAUUGUGUUUUUCAACAAGGCAGCAGAUCUUUAGCCCGAUGACUUGUUACAAGAUACGAUACAUUACGGUACGUGAAAGCGGACGAUAAAAAUACAGGAAUGGCCGCUGCAUUAGGCGUAGUUCGAUCAUUGUCGUAUAUCACUCCAGACGAGGGUAAUGAUCUAUUAGGAUUCGAUUCUGCCAUCCAUAUUAUGAUACAGUCACGACUGCCAGUCUUGUUAGCCGCCUUAGCUUUAUUGCGUGACACAUUUGCGGACACUGGUAUAAAAUGUAACCCACCCGAAUACGUCACCAACUCUGAGACGGUUAAGUACUUCAAUUCUUACUGUAAGUACAGAGAAAACGAAAGCUUGAUCGGCUACCAUGAAUUCAUACCAUUCUCAUUCACCCUACAAGCUGUUCUGAUACAAAUCCCUAUAUCCGCUUGGAUAGCCUGUGGUGGCAGGAAGUUGUCGAUGGUAGCGAUGUGGUUUGCUAAGUGUUGCCGGGAAAUGUGUUUUGAAGCGGAAGCGUCGAAACGGACAGACGACAAAGUGAGUACGAGUGAAAGAAAGGAUUGGCCAAAAGUUCACUCGAUAAUACAGAGCUACGUAAAUGAAUGGAGUGCCUCCCGAUCGUAUUGCUUGACAUAUUUCUUCUUUAAAGUGCUACUCUACUUGUUUAUAAGCAUAUCUUGGGUUUAUCACUAUCUUCUGCUCUCGAAAACCGUGGAGCCACAAUUCCUUAACAACGAAUUCCUGUGCGAAAUAGAGCAAACUAACGAGACCAUAAACUGUGUAAAAACGUAUGAAAUAUUCAACCAAAUUCUGGUCAUCAUUGAUCUAAUGAUAUGUUUAACAACUCCACUCCUCCUAAUGUGUAUUAGAGAUACACAUGUGUUUCUAUCGAUGUACUACGAAUGGCAAGGAAAUAUCAGGGAGUUCAUACCCUUCUUGGAAAUUCCAGAAAAAUCCAUCAGGUUAAAUAAUACACAGUUACUCAUCUUGUACUAUAAGGAAAACAUUGGCCUUGAUGAGAAAUAUGUUCAGAAGAUAUUAAUCCCGUGGAGAUCUUCAAAUGUAAAAUCGGUUGAAAACGGUUCCGAAGAACUUGGUACAUUUAUGUAAACGAUUUUAAGCCAAACAGGCAUGUUUUAAAACAAUUUUAGACACAGGUAAAUAUAGAAAGUGCCAUUGGAGGAGGGCGUGGGGAAGAGCCCCAAUCAGGGAGAGCCCGUCGAGGAAGCGCGUUGAGGAGAGGAAAAUGUUCGAGAUUGAAUUGCAACAGUGCAUUUUCUAUUAUCGCCGAAAGUGACAGUCAUCUUAGGUAGGCCGUGUCUUCCGUCUAUAGUAAUGCCAUUGUUAGAAACAAUGCCAAAAUGAUAUCACAUUUUGAAUAUGGUGCAAAUUUUAGUGAAUGGCUAACCAAUGCAUGGUCAACAUCUAUUUUAGUGUUUUGAAGGUAAACUAUACACUAUAAACACAGAGCUUUAUAAAUAGGGGACCUUUAUUUUAAUUAUGACUGUCUAGCUGUAUAAAUAGUUGGCCAUACGAUUUGCGAAC
Molecule: messenger RNA, 1547 nt
Organism: Anneissia japonica
Lineage: Eukaryota; Metazoa; Echinodermata; Crinoidea; Comatulida; Comatulidae
Exons: 3
Coding region: 105-1112 (335 amino acids)
Source: RefSeq, a predicted model, not a curated record